Molecule: messenger RNA, 377 nt
Organism: Racocetra persica
Lineage: Eukaryota; Fungi; Glomeromycota; Glomeromycetes; Diversisporales; Gigasporaceae
Source: the annotation of a GenBank genome assembly
AUGCUAUUUUCGAACCAAACAUUGUAGAGAUAGUGUCAACUCUAGUUAGCGAGUCUGUAGAAAAUAUUGGACAAAUCUUUGGUUCCCUCUGCCAUAGUUAUACGGGAGAGCCUUCAAAAAUUCAACUAUUAAGUGACCUUUAUGAUGAAUUUGUGAGCUCAGAUACUCAGCCUAAAGCCGACUUAGUAAACCAAGAUGCGUUGAUGAAUAUACUUCUUGACAAAUAUGAAAUUGUAAAAAUCGAUGAAGUAGCAAAAUGCAAUCUUCAGGCUUUAAACCCUACAUUGCGACUAAUUCAAAUCCCGUAUUGGCGAAAAGCCUUAUACGCUUUGUCAGAAAAAUAUCCAGAAAGCCAGUUUUUAAAUUUUUUAAUUCAG